Lepus europaeus (European hare) is the source of this 5104-nucleotide messenger RNA. RefSeq names its product intracisternal A particle-promoted polypeptide (gene IPP). Gene Ontology annotation, molecular function: actin binding. The transcript is spliced from 12 exons. The record is from RefSeq and is a predicted model, not a curated record. Bases 909 to 2912 code for a protein of 667 amino acids. Lineage: Eukaryota; Metazoa; Chordata; Mammalia; Lagomorpha; Leporidae.
UCCAUUCAUGACGCCGCGUGCCGUGCCAAGCUGAGUCCUGAGGAUCCAAAAACGAGCUGGAAAUCAUUCAGUGUCCUCAAAAACUAAGAGAGAGAGGCCAGGGGCUGAGAAGAGACGAAACAUACAAAAGGGCACAGGAGGCCAACAUACGCCUUUCAUUGAGUGCCUGCGACCCUCGCCUGCUUCUCACAUCAUACUUUGGAGUCCAGUCUACUCAUUCUCCUGACGCCGACAGGAGACGGGGCUGAAGUGAAAUGCACCAGGCCACCCAGCAAAAUCGCUGAUCAACCUGGGCAGAACUCUAAUUCUCAUUCUUCUGUCCCUUUCCACUGUUUCCUGUGCCUUUCAGAUUGUGGACAGUCCUACAAAAGAGGAAGAAGUAAUGGAUUCCUUCUGGGGGUGGAGAGAACAAAAAACGUUUCCGGAAUGACCCCCAGGACUCACCACUAACGAUGAGGUCAUCAGUUGUAGCCCAGUCCAGCCUCCUGCGGCCUGGGCAGCCUGACUCAUCUGCUCAGCAACACGUGGCGUGGCGGUAGCUCAGCCCUGCCUGGCCCUCUGGCUAUUGCUGGUCUGCCACAAGGUUGUGUUUUUCCUCUCUUGGCCUAACCAGAGUUUAUUCCCAGAAGCCUUUCCUGCAGGUUUCACCCGUUUGUUCCGGCCUCCUCCCUGGCUCUUUCUGCACAGUAAAACAGCUAACGUUACGGAGUGGCUACCGGAUCUUGGACGCAGUACAUUCAACUCACAUAGGCACGAACAAGAGAACCUCACUCUGGAUCCCAAAUCACAUGUAAUUGUGUUUCCUUGGGCUUGUGUGGCUGUGACAGUUGCUCCUGAUUUCCUUGUUUUUGAGGAGUACUGGUUGGGAGCAGAUUAUGGAUAACAGUUCUUUUAAUUAAUCUGUCGUCAUGGCUACUGAAGGCUGUUCUAAGACUAGUGAUAGUCCUUUUUCAUCAGAUAAACAUGCCCAACUCAUCUUAGCUCAGAUCAAUAAAAUGAGGAAUGGACAGCAUUUCUGUGAUGUCCAGCUGCAAGUUGGGCAGGAAACUUUUCAAGUUCAUCGGCUGGUUUUGGCUGCCAGCAGUCCUUACUUUGCAGCUUUGUUCACUGGAGGAAUGAAGGAGUCCUCAAAAGAUGUUGUAGAGAUUCUAGGGAUUGAAGCUGGAAUCUUUCGGAUACUUCUAGAUUUUAUUUACACAGGUAUAGUGAACAUAGGUGUGAAUAAUGUUCAAGAGUUGAUUGUUGCAGCAGACAUGCUACAGUUGACUGAAGUUGUUAAUCUUUGCUGUGGAUUUCUGAAAGGACAAAUUGAUCCACUGAACUGCAUUGGGAUCUUUCAGUUCGCUGAGCAAAUUGCUUGCCAUGAUCUUUUGGAAUUCACAGAAAACUACAUUCAUGUCCAUUUCCUGGAGGUUCAUAGUGGGGAAGAAUUCCUGGCACUUACAAAAGAUCAGCUGAUCAAAAUUUUACGAAGUGAAGAACUUAGCAUUGAGGAUGAAUACCAAGUCUUCUUAGCCGCAAUGCAGUGGAUUCUGAAAGAUCUGGGAAAGAGAAGAAAACAUGUGGUGGAAGUGCUAGACCCGAUUCGAUUUCCUUUAUUACCAUCUCAGAGGCUUUUAAAGUAUAUAGAAGGAGUAUCUGAUUUUAAUCUUCGUGUUGCAUUGCAAACACUUUUGAAAGAGUACUGUGAGGUGUGCAAGUCUCCCAAAGAAAACAAGUUUUGCAGUUUUCUACAAACGUCCAAGGUUCGACCUCGGAAGAAAGCAAGAAAGUACCUGUAUGCAGUAGGUGGAUAUACUCGGCUACAAGGUGGUCGUUGGAGUGAUAGCAGAGCCCUCAGCUGUGUAGAACGUUUUGACACCUUUAGCCAGUACUGGACCACUGUGUCUUCACUUCAUCAGGCUCGAUGUGGGCUGGGAGUAGCAGUUCUGGGAGGGAUGGUCUACGCGAUUGGAGGCAGACUGGACAGUGAGAGAGAGAGACAGAGAGAAAGGUCUUCCUUUUCCGUUGGUUCACCCCGCAAUCGCGCUGAUCCGAAGGCAGAGAGCCAGAUUUAUUUAUUUGAAAGUCAGAGUUACACAGAGAGAGAAGAGGCAGAGAGAGAAAGAGGUCUUCCAUCCAGUGGUUCACUCCCCAAUUGGUUGCAACGGCCAGAGCUGCGCUUAUCCGGAGCCAGGAGCCAGGAGCUUCUUCCGGGUCUCCCACGUGAAAAAGAUUCGAUGAUUUUUGACUGCACUGAAUGCUAUGAUCCUGUUACUAAACAGUGGACAACUGUAGCUUCGAUGAAUCAUCCUCGCUGUGGCUUGGGAGUGUGUGUGUGUUAUGGGGCUAUCUUUGCAUUGGGUGGUUGGGUUGGAGCUGAAAUAGGGAACACCAUUGAGCGAUUUGAUCCUGAUGAAAAUAAGUGGGAAGUAGUUGGCAACAUGGCUGUGUCACGUUACUACUUCGGGUGUUGUGAAAUGCAAGGUUUAAUAUAUGUAAUUGGGGGCAUCAGCAAUGAAGGAAUAGAGCUUCGUUCUUUUGAAGUUUAUGACCCACUUUCUAAGCGUUGGUCUCCACUUCCUCCAAUGGGAACCAGGAGAGCAUAUCUUGGGGUGGCUGCACUCAAUGACUGCAUUUAUUCUGUUGGAGGGUGGAAUGAGACACAAGAUGCUCUUCAUACUGUAGAAAAAUACUCCUUUGAAGAGGAAAAGUGGGUUGAAGUUGCUUCAAUGAAAGUGCCUAGAGCAGGCAUGUGUGUUGUAGCAGUCAAUGGUCUUCUGUAUGUUUCUGGAGGUCGAACUUCCAGCCAUGAUUUCUUGGCCCCAGGUACCUUGGACUCCGUGGAAGUUUAUAACCCUCAUUCUGAUACAUGGACAGAAAUUGGUAACAUGAUCACCAGUCGUUGUGAAGGAGGUGUUGCUGUGCUAUGAAAUAUAAAGUACAAGGGAACACAAGGAACAUUUUGAAAAUGCAAGAUCUGACCUUUUGCAAAUCAAACAUAUUUGAUAUUAGGACCCUCUGAUUCUAUUGUAUUUUACAUGCAUUUGGUAGAUAAAUGACAAAAGAGUGAUUUUUCUAAAAAGCCAGGGGAGAUAUGAAAUAUAUCCUAAGUUAAUAAAGAGCUCACACAAACUUGCCAAGCUUGUCAACAAUAGAAAUUAAUUUCUGGACAAAUAAACUUGUCCAGCAGUUUCAUUUGUAAAACUCUUUGUUAGAGGCUCUGUGGCAAAUAGUCUCUCUUACAUAACCUAUAUAUGAUAUAGGAAUAAUAUCAGUAAGACAGGUUUUGUUUUGUUUUUGUUUUUUUUUUUGACAGGCAGAGAUAGAGAGAGACAGAGAGAAAGGUCUUCCUUGCGUUGUUUCACCCCCCAGAUGGCCGCUACGGCCGGCGCUGCACUGAUCUGAAGCCAGGAGCCAGGUGCCUCGUCCUGGUCUCCCAUGUGGGUGCAGGGCCCAAGCACUUGGGCCAUCCUCCACUGCCUUUCCAGGCUACAGCAGAGAGCAGGACUGGAAAAGGAGCAACCGGGACAGAAUCCGGCACCCUAACCAGGACUAGAACCCAGAGUGCCAGCUCUGCAGGCAGAAGAUUAGCCUGGUGAGCCGUGGAGCCGGCCCAGUGAGACAGUUUUAAAACUUUUCACUGAUGAUUUAACCCAGAGCACAAUUUUCCAUGAUGGUAGUUUACCCUAUAGAAAGCCAAUGAAACAACUUCUCACUUUUAUUUGAUGGCAGAACUUUUCAACAGUUAAACCUUUUGUUGGCAGCAGAUAGACUUGGGAGGGGUAUGUGGGAAAUAUUUACCAUUUAUAUAGAUGUAUUUGCUUGUUGCUAACACCUAAGAAAAUCUUUUGCUCCCCCAUUAUUUUUGUCUUGAUUUUGAGAAUGCAAGUGCAGAAUUAAUUGGAGGUUCUUAAUGAUUUGAUAAUACUAGGAUGUUGUAAUGGGUGAUAGAGCUCAUCAGGCAUUUAGUAUUAUGCAUUUAGAAAUUUCUUCUUUGUUUUUGAGACAAUCAUCAAAAUUAUAUGGAUGGCUUCAGGAAGAGGAAAUUUGAUUAGAUUAUCGUGCUCUGUGAAUCUGCUCGUACUUGGGCAAGCCUGAAAACUGACUUACUACAAAGCUGCCGCUUGGCUUGGAGAAGGCUCAGUUAUAGGUACAGAUUGAGUAUCCCUAAUCCAGAAAUCUGAAAUCUAGCUUUUUGAGUGCUGACAUGAUGCCAGAAUUUAGAGCAAUUUGAAUUUUGGGAUGAGGGAUGCUCAACUAGUGUAGUCUAUGUAAAUAUUCCAAAAUAUGAAAAACUCAAAACUUUUUCCCCAGAAAAACAUUCAACAGAAUUGUUUUGUUCAUUCCUGAGAGGAAGAUUCAUCUUUUGUGUGGGAACAUUACUUAUAAAUUAUUCUUACUGGCCAGUUAUUAAAGGUCUUGAAUACAUUAAGGUUUAACUUGCUGACUAAAGGAUUUGAGUUCUUAUUUACUGAGAUCCUUCAGUAUAUUGUUGGAAGCAUCAGCAACUUAACAUAGAAAAUCUUUGGACAGCAUUAAAAACUCAGGUAGCACUCAUAUCUAAAAUAUUUGGUUUGGCCCACAGUAUACUUUCUUUCAUAAAUUAACUAUUUGCAUGUUAUAAAGUGUAGACUAUUUAAGAUCUCACUUAUGUGCCUUUACUAUUUCUUGUUACAGACAAUCUGUAUUUUGUUUCAAAACAGAAUUACAAAAUACUCCUACAAUUAAUUCUCACUAUCGCAUAGUACCAACCUAAAAUGGCACUGUGAAGAGAGCUGUUUUGCACUGCCAUGGCAGAAAUGUUAAUGCCAAGACAUUCGGUGUUUGGGUUUAAUAAAUCCAGAAGAUCCCUGAAAAUAGGUCAUUGCAGAUAUGCUUAUUAUUUCCUAGGUAAUGAAAAGAAUGUACUAAUAAAAUAUCUGGGUUCUUUUCUUUACUUGUGUUAUUAACUUAGUUUGUUAGCAGUAUCCCUGAAUCACCAUAUUGUGGUAGGACUGCAUGAGGUUUUUGUUUGUUUGUUUUUUAGCUUGUUUUAUCGUUUGGAAAGUAUACACUGAUUUGUACAUUUAAUUCCAUUUUCUGAUCAGCCAUUAAAGUGUUCAUCCUCCAACUGUGUGACAAU